Molecule: messenger RNA, 2071 nt
Organism: Cornus florida
Lineage: Eukaryota; Viridiplantae; Streptophyta; Magnoliopsida; Cornales; Cornaceae
Exons: 1
Coding region: 227-1702 (491 amino acids)
Biological process (GO): defense response
Source: RefSeq, a predicted model, not a curated record
UCUUCGCUGAAUUUGAUUGUCCUAUGAUGACCUCCUCCCAAUUCUCUCUAUUUCACUUUUUUAUUUCUCUCUUUCUCUUCCAUCCUUGACGCCAGCAUCUCCCUCAUCGUCCUACCUUCGGACGAUGAGCGGAACCUUCUGGCAACUAAUUUCCGUGCUAACUAAUUAAGAAAGAGGCCAUAAAACCAGCAUCACCACCAUCACCGUCACCAUCACCAUUGUUAACAUGUCGUCGACUAUCUUGAAACCCUUUCAACUUUUGGAAAUCAAUGUCAUAUCGGGUCAGGACUUGCAACCAGUGUCCAAGAACAUGAAGACCUACGCCACCGCUUGGGUACACAAGAAUCGCAAAUUGUCGACCCGCGUUGACAAGGAAGGCCAUAAUAGCCCUACAUGGAAUGACAAGUUCGUCUUUCGCGUUGACGAAGAAUUCUUGAGUAACGACACCUCGGCAGUCAUGAUUGAGAUCUACUCCGUGCAUUGGUUUCGUGACACCCUCGUUGGCACCGUCCGUAUCCUUGUCGGUAACCUCAUCCCUCCCAUUGCUCGAGCUCGCCGCCACCACCAGCAACACCACCUCGGAAUGCGAUUCGUUGCCCUCCAGGUCCGCCGCCCCUCGGGGCGACCCCAGGGAAUAUUGAACAUUGGGGUGGCACUUCUUGACAGCUCCAUGCGGAGCAUGCCCUUAUACACUCAGCUAAGCACAUCGGCCGUUGGAUAUCGUGAUUUGAUGGGACAACAGAACUCACAUCAAAAUCACAAUCACAACCACAACGAAAAUAAUCUAAGCAGCAAUAAGAGUAAUAACAAUCCACCACAUGUGAGACCGAUAUUACGUCGAUCACGAAGCGAACGCAGUGGUCGAGUGACAUUUGAUGAUCUUUCUACCGUAAACGGCUCUAUUGCAGGGGUGGCGCGAAAAAGGUUGACAAAUGGAAAUGCUAGUUCGAUGAUCAGCGGUUCAGAAUUGACGGACCAACCUAAAAGGAAGGGUAAAAAGGGAAAAGCAAGUUCCGUGAUUAGCGGAGCGGAGCUCCGAGAAAAACCUAAAGAAAAAGGAAGCAAAAUGAAAGCAAAUUCGGUAAUAAGCGGGUCGGACAAUGCCAAACAUGCAAAGCCCAUCUCCAUCAACUUCCACCACCCAAAGCUUCACGACCUGAUUAAAGGAAAACCGACCCAUGAAAGAUUCGGGUCAGAUCUCAGCGACUCAACUGUUGAAAAGCCCCUUCUCAAGCCUCCGCCAAAAGAGACCGUAAUCGGCAAACCCAUUUCGAAAUUCGACUUCGGGCAGCCGAAAGGGAAGCUCUUAUUCGGAGCCCCGGGGAAACCCAAUUCGAUUUGGUCGGAUUCGGAAGUGGGUCCGUCGCCAUCGGAGGUGGCGGCUGCGAUGGCGGGGGAGAGGUACCCGCUAGACGACAAUGGGAGCUCGGUGUUGGACGGAUGGAGCUUGGACGAGAGCGUGGAAGGGCUACGGUCGAAGCUGGAGAGGUGGCGGACGGAGCUACCACCGCUGUACGAUCGAGGCUUCUCCACCAGCACUUUCAGGUCCACCGGCCAACAUGCUCGGCGGCACACCGAUGGAGGAAGUGGGUUGUUCUCAUGCUUCAGCAACGUCUACGGGUAUGAGUGCCAGUGCAUUUGCGGGAAGCCUACCCAAACUGGGAGAAGCCUUAGCGCUCGGAUCUCUAGCCCGACGUUAUAAUUCGGGUCGGAUCUUUAUUCGACUCAAUGACUCGAUCCGACGAGAAUGUUGGGGGUGUAUUGGAUGAUGAUCCAGGUUUGAAUGGAUUUGGAGCAUGAUUGCUAACAUGCGCGGGGUGCGUAUAGAGACCUGAUCAUAAUAUAGGUACACAACUUACUUUGACUGUUUUUUAUUGGAAUUUGGGUAAAUAUGGCUAACAUGAGCUUGAGUGAAAAUAUAAGGGAUUUGGGGAGCAAGGAAAAGGACAUGUAUAAUAUUGGUGAUGAAAGGUGUAGUUGUGUUGUUGGUUAGGCCAUUUCAGUAAUUGUUCUUGGUCAAUUAAUUGGGAAUUUAUUUUCUCUUUUAAUCAUCAAAUUUAUGAGCAUAAUA